Messenger RNA from Acanthamoeba castellanii str. Neff, 1218 nucleotides. RefSeq names its product NUDIX family hydrolase, putative. Gene Ontology annotation, cellular component: nucleus; cytoplasm. Lineage: Eukaryota; Discosea; Longamoebia; Acanthamoebidae. The record is from RefSeq and is a predicted model, not a curated record. Gene Ontology annotation, molecular function: bis(5'-adenosyl)-hexaphosphatase activity; diphosphoinositol-polyphosphate diphosphatase activity; endopolyphosphatase activity. The coding region runs from base 1 to 1218 and encodes 405 amino acids. Gene Ontology annotation, biological process: diphosphoinositol polyphosphate metabolic process; diadenosine hexaphosphate catabolic process; adenosine 5'-(hexahydrogen pentaphosphate) catabolic process. The transcript is spliced from 4 exons.
AUGGAAGAGGGAAAGCUUGACUCGCUGCUGGGCAAUCUGCCGCCCAAGAAGAAGCGAAGGACGCACCCUUACGUCUGCGACGAGAAGGGCUACCGCCUCAAGUCAGGCACCUUCCCCGUACGCUUCCACAACGACGGCACCUACGCCGAAGUGCUUCUGGCGUCGAGCAAAACCACGCAGGACCGCUGGACGGUGAUCAGGGGCAACAUCGACCCGGGAGAGAUCGCAGCAGAGGCCGCCAUGCGGGAGACCAGAGAGAAGUCCGGUGUCGUGGGCCGACUGCGCGAGCCCGAGCGCCCGCUCGGUGUGUGGACCAACCAGGACAAGCGCACAAAGACCUCCAUCUUUAUGCUCGACAUCACACAAGAGCUCGACAAAUGGGAGGAAGAAGACAGGCUCAGGAAGUGGUUCUCGCUCGAGGAAGCCGAGGAAGCGCUGAGGGGCAAGGCCGUGCACGCCAAGAUGUUCGAGAAUCUCAAGGAUCGGCUAGCGGUGCUCAUGCAGGAGCAGAAGGAGGCCGCCGAAAGGAGAAAGGCCGCGGCGCCCCCUGAGGAGGAGCCCCGAGCCGAGCCCGAGGAGACCACCUACUCGGUGAUGCACACGAACGGCAUCGACAGCAGAGCGGCGCCUCUGCCUCCUCUCCCCACCCAUCACCACAUCACCCCCUCACCACUGCCCGCGCACGCACCACUCUCCACUCACCCCCACCAACAGCACCUCCCGCAUCCUCAGCACCAGCCUCAGCUCGCCCACCACCAACACGCCCAGCACCAGCAACACCAGCAGCAUCCGCAGCUCCAGUCAAUCCAGCAGCACCAGCAGCAUCAGCACCAGCCCCUCCAGCACCUUCACCAGCAUCAGCACCAGCACCCCAUGCACCAGCACACCCAGCACUCCAUGCACCACCUGCCCCCGGGCUCGCUGGUCAAUCUCCCCGACAUGGGCCACGUCUCCGAGCUGGAGGCUGAGCCCCUGCAGCUCGCGCACGUGGCCACGGGCGGUCAUGUCCCCUCGCAGCACCAGCCACACGCGCCGCAGCACCAGGCCCAGCAUCCGUCCCAGCAGCACCAGCCGCACCCUUCGCCAUACGGCGCCGUUGCGCCGCACCUCAACCUCAACGUGGGCACCAAGAGGAAGCUCGACGACCUCUCCAAGGACACGUCCAUCGAGGGCAUCCCUCCGCCCCCGCCCCUCCAGCAUGCCCCCAGCCAGCAGUGA